CAUUGAAUUUUGACGUCUGAUUAUUGAUGAUGCUGAUGAUUUUCGAGAUUUUUGUUUUCGUCAAUUCAAUCUUUUGCUUGUUUUGAAUUUUUUACACAAAAUACUGCAAUAAAUGUAAAGGUAUAUAGUUCCAAUAAGAUGACGAUUUACAACUUAUACAUUUUUGAUCGCUAUGGUACCUUACUUUAUUAUGGAGAAUGGAACAGAACAAAACAAGCCGGAAUGUCUCGGGAGGAGGAAGGAAAACUAAUGUACGGAAUGCUGUUCUCCAUAAAAUCAUUUGUCGCCAAAAUAUCACCACUGGAUCCCAAGGAUGGAUUUCUCAACUACAGAACAUCUAAAUAUACUCUUCACUGCUUAGAAACACCCUCAGGAAUUAAAUUUGUGAUGAACACUGACAACCAGGUGCAGGGGGUUCGGGAGUUAUUAAAAAAGAUAUAUGGUGAAAUUUAUGUCAAAUAUGUUAUAGGUAAUCCACUAUGUGGUAUUGGAGAGCCAAUUAGUAGUGAAUUAUUUAAGAAUAAGCUUGACACCUUUAUCAAACAGGCACCUUUAAGUGCUGUCCGAGCAUCUUGAUUUUUGACUCUGUCUAAAUUGUAACAUGUAAAUAGUUUCCAUCAAAUAUUUUCACUUGUAUUUAAAGUAAGGAAUUAUUCAUAUUUUAAACAAAAUACUUUUCUGAUUAAUCAAUAGUACCUUUAGACUUAAGAUAUUAAAAUUAUAUAAAAAUACUGUAAGUCAUAACUCAUAAGUUAUGUAGUAUAUGUACAAGUGUAAAUUAUAAAUUUUAUAACACCCCCCGACAAGUGAAGGCUACAGU
Molecule: messenger RNA, 820 nt
Organism: Maniola jurtina (meadow brown)
Lineage: Eukaryota; Metazoa; Arthropoda; Insecta; Lepidoptera; Nymphalidae
Gene: Bet5
Product: trafficking protein particle complex subunit 1
Exons: 2
Coding region: 139-576 (145 amino acids)
Biological process (GO): endoplasmic reticulum to Golgi vesicle-mediated transport
Cellular component (GO): TRAPP complex
Source: RefSeq, a predicted model, not a curated record